Molecule: messenger RNA, 816 nt
Organism: Corylus avellana
Lineage: Eukaryota; Viridiplantae; Streptophyta; Magnoliopsida; Fagales; Betulaceae
Product: alpha carbonic anhydrase 4-like
Biological process (GO): one-carbon metabolic process
Molecular function (GO): zinc ion binding; carbonate dehydratase activity
Source: RefSeq, a predicted model, not a curated record
AUGAUGAUCUUCUUCCAAACCAAUCCCACCACCAUCUUUGUAUUUCUCAUUUCUCUCAUCCUCUCAUCCCACCACUUCUCUACGGCUCUGAACUCUGAAGCAGAUGCUCAUGAAACUCCAUUUAGUUACAUUGAAGGAAGUGGUACAGGACCAAAGGAAUGGGGCCAACUCGAUCCACAAUGGAAAGCUUGUGGUAAUGGAGCAAGGCAGUCUCCUAUUGAUAUUGAGCAGGUGCAGGUUUCUCCAAAUCUAGGAGAAUUAGAAAGGCAAUACAAUCCAGCUCCUUCUGUAUUGGUGAACAGCGGACACGCCAUUGCAGUGCAGUGGAAACAAGAUGUAGGAAAAAUUAUCAUAAAUGGGGCUGAUUACAAGCUGCAGCAAUGUCAUUGGCAUUCACCCUCUGAGCACACAAUCAAUGGAUCAAGGUAUGACUUGGAGAUUCACGUAGUUCAUCAAAGCUCUAGUGGAAAGUUUGCUGUUGUUGGAAUUCUUUACAAAUAUGGCUGCCCUGAUCCCUUCCUUGCGAAGCUGUACGACCAGGUAAAAUCAAUUGGGAAAGGAGAAGAGAAAGAUUUGGGGACUAUUAACCCAGAAGAUCUUAACUUUAACAGCAAAGAGUAUUACAGAUACGAUGGUUCUCUUACAACUCCUCCAUGCACUGAGGGCGUCACUUGGACAAUAUUCAAGGAGGUGAAGACGGCUUCAAAGGAGCAAGUGGAUGCCUUAAAGGCAGUCGUUGACGAGGGAUUUCAAUCAAAUGCAAGGCCAACUCAACAAGCAAAUGGAAGACUAGAUCAGUUGUAUUCUCCUAUUUGA